UCCUGUAAUACUCAGUUUGAUUGAUCUAUUUAUAAACAUACAGUGUAUAAAGAAUUAAAACACGGUAAACUGAGAUAAGAAAAGCAUUUUAAUUAUAUGUCAGAGAUUAAUAUUUAAUUUUAUUUUAUAAUCUCACCAUACUAGUAUACAUUUAAAGCACAUUUAUCGAAAUAGCAUUUCGUAUUGAAAAUGGACUAACCUUGCUGAAUAAUAAUCGCUUAAUGUAACAUAAAAAUCGACUUACGAAAUUCAGUUCAAUUGAAAUGGAAUCCUGCUUCAGAUUUUUUAUUUGAUUCAUUCAUAUUAGGAUUUCCCAAAAAAAAUUAUGAAAAGAAGAUUCAGAAUAAAUUGACAAGUGUAAUUGGAUCCGCAACUCAUAAUGUCUCUGAAGCCGAAAGUUGUUGAUUUCAAUGAAACUUGGAACGUCUUACAACAAACCAUUAGAGGUGUUCUAACUUUGGCAGAUAUUCCUAGGGCAACGUGGAACGAUAGAUUCAGUGACGUUUAUUCAUUGUGCGUUGCAUAUCCUGAACCGCUUGCUGAUCGCUUAUAUAAUGAAACUGAAAAAUUUCUCAAUGAACAUGUUACCAGUUUAUUAAAAAAUGUAAAUGCAAAAGGAGAAAAAUGCUUACUUCAAGCUUACCAUUCAGCUUGGAGCGAGUACUCUCAAGGCCUGAACUAUUUACAUCAGUUAUACCUUUAUUUAAAUCAACAACAUAUCAAAAAGGCAAAACUCAGUGAAGCUGAAAUUAUUUACGGACCAAACUCAGUGUUGGCCUAUCAAAAUCCGGAUCAAAAAGAAAUAGGAGAACUUGGACUGUUUAUUUGGAAAAUAAAAAUGAUCGAGUCUUUAAAAACUUCUCUUGUCGCAAUUCUACUUGAAGAAAUUCAUGCUGAUAGAUUAGGAGAGGCUCAAAUAAGUACGACAGAUGUUAUUUGUGGUGUUAUUGAUAGCUUUGUAAGAGUUGAAGAGUACAAAACGAAAGGACAAUUAGAUUUUUAUCAAGAAAUUUUUGAAACUCAGUUUCUAAACCAAAGUGGAGACUUUUACUCAAGAGAGGCUUCAGAAUUAUUACAACAAUCUAAUGUUACCCGCUACAUGGAACGAGUUACAUGGCGGCUAAGUCAAGAGGAAUUAAGGGCGCAUAAAUUUCUUCAUGUAACGUCAGUUUCCAAAGUAAAACAUUGUUGCGAGGAAAAAAUGGUUGCAGCUCACGUUGAAUGGUUACAUACAGAAGUGGACGAUAUGAUUAAAAACGAGCGUAGGAAAGAUCUAUCUCUUAUCUAUACUUUGCUAAAACCGCUUCCUUCUGGAUUGAUACAUUUAGUCGAUAAAUUAGCUGACCACAUAGCUGAUGAAGGAAUAAAAGUAAUCGGAUUACUUAAUGGUGAUAAUAUUCAUGUGCAAUUCAUUGAAAAUAUGUUAGAUGUACAUACGAAGUAUAUGGAAAUGAUCAAAGACUUAUUUAAGGGUGAUCAAACAUUUGUUGGGGCUCUAGACAAGGCAUGUUCAACUGUUGUAAAUCACCGAGUAUCUCCUCGGCAACCUACGCGAGCUCCUGAGUUGCUGGCCAAGUACUGUGAUUCUUUGCUGAAGAAAUCAUCUAAAGUAGCAUCAGAAAGUGAAGUGGAAGAAAAAUUAGCACGAUCAAUCACUAUAUUUAAAUACGUAGAUGAUAAAGAUGUUUUUCAAAAAUUUUACGCUCGAAUGUUAGCCAAACGAUUAAUUCAUCAGCAAUCUCAAUCUAUGGAUACUGAAGAAAUAAUGAUAGAUAAACUUAAACAGGCGUGUGGUUAUGAAUUUACAAAUAAAUUGCAUCGUAUGUUUACUGAUAUGACCGUUUCAGCUGAUUUAAAUACAAAAUUUGUUGCGUACUUACGAGAAAAUAAAACCGGAAACGAUUUAGGCAUUGGUUUUAUGGUGUAUGUGCUACAAGCUGGAGCUUGGCCUUUAGGUCUUCCGCCAUCCCCUGGUCUUUUUCAUGUACCGCAACAACUUGAAAAAUCUGUGCAAGCAUUUGAACAAUUUUAUCACGCGCAAUUUAGCGGUAGAAAACUGACUUGGCUACAUCAUCUUUGUCAAGGAGAAUUAAAAUUAAAUUAUUUAAAGAAACCUUACUUAGUAACAGUUCAAACAUACCAGAUGGCUUUAUUACUUUUAUUCGAACAAUCUAAUACCAUUUCUUGUAAGGAAGCAGCCUCGUCGUUACACUUAUCACAUGAUCAACUCGUAAAACACGCUGCUUCUUUAAUAGAAAGUAAAAUUUUGAAAAAAUCUCCCGAAACUGAUUUACAAGAAGACUCAACUUUGAUAUUAAAUACGAAUUACUACAAUAAAAGAACUAAAUUUCGUAUAACAGGAGCACUGCAGCGUGAUUCUCCUCAAGAAGCUGAAGCAACACAUCGUAGUGUAGAUGAUGAUCGAAAAUUAUAUUUACAAGCUGCAAUAGUGCGAAUAAUGAAAAGUCGUAAAAUUUUAAAACAUAAUCAACUUGUUCAAGAGGUUCUUGGACAAUCGAAAGUUUCAUUCGCACCAUCAAUCUCAAUUAUAAAAAAGUGUAUUGAAAACUUGAUUGACAAACAAUACAUCGAACGCACAUCUUCAAGUGCAGAUGAAUACGCAUAUGUUGCGUGAAACGUCUAUUUGAUAAACUAAAUAUUGUUAUAAAUAAAAAAUUUUCGCAUAGUUA
Trichogramma pretiosum is the source of this 2690-nucleotide messenger RNA. RefSeq names its product cullin-2 (gene Cul2). Lineage: Eukaryota; Metazoa; Arthropoda; Insecta; Hymenoptera; Trichogrammatidae. Gene Ontology annotation, molecular function: ubiquitin protein ligase binding. Bases 380 to 2635 code for a protein of 751 amino acids. Gene Ontology annotation, biological process: protein ubiquitination; SCF-dependent proteasomal ubiquitin-dependent protein catabolic process. The transcript has 8 exons. The record is from RefSeq and is a predicted model, not a curated record. Gene Ontology annotation, cellular component: Cul2-RING ubiquitin ligase complex; SCF ubiquitin ligase complex.